Physeter macrocephalus (sperm whale) is the source of this 596-nucleotide messenger RNA. It is a transcript of the gene RPS24, whose product is annotated as ribosomal protein S24. Lineage: Eukaryota; Metazoa; Chordata; Mammalia; Artiodactyla; Physeteridae. Gene Ontology annotation, biological process: translation. Gene Ontology annotation, cellular component: ribosome. The record is from RefSeq and is a predicted model, not a curated record. Bases 80 to 475 code for a protein of 131 amino acids. Gene Ontology annotation, molecular function: structural constituent of ribosome. The transcript has 7 exons.
UUCCGUGAGCGUUGAUAUGAUUGGCCGGCGGAAGAUAGUUCUCUUUUCCUUCCUGGCUGCUUGAAGAUUAGCCGUCAUUAUGAACGACACGGUAACUAUCCGCACAAGGAAGUUCAUGACCAACCGACUACUUCAGCGGAAACAAAUGGUCAUCGAUGUUCUUCAUCCUGGGAAGGCAACAGUACCUAAGACAGAAAUUCGGGAAAAACUAGCCAAAAUGUACAAGACCACACCAGAUGUCAUCUUUGUGUUCGGAUUCCGAACCCAUUUUGGUGGUGGCAAGACAACUGGCUUUGGCAUGAUUUAUGAUUCCUUGGAUUACGCAAAGAAGAAUGAGCCCAAACACAGGCUUGCAAGACAUGGCCUGUACGAGAAGAAAAAGACCUCGAGAAAACAGCGAAAGGAACGCAAGAACAGAAUGAAGAAAGUCAGGGGGACUGCAAAGGCCAAUGUUGGUGCUGGCAAAAAGAAAUGAAGUGUCUAGCAGUGAGCUGGAGAUUGGACAACAGAAGGAAUAAAGACUCUGCAGUGACUGUAUCUGUGGUGAUUGUGCAGAUUUUUCAUGAGAGAGUUAAUAAACUAAGACUUUUUACAUA